AUGCCCCCCACGACGAGCCUCCCCCUGGCGCAGCGCGGCCGCCACUCGCCGCCGGCGCUGGUCGACGACGCCAUGAGGGAGAUCUUCCUGCGCGUCCCGGCGGACGACCCCAAGACCCUCGUCCGCGCCGCCGCCGUCUGCACGACCUGGAGCCGCAUCCUCUCCGACGUCAUCUUCACCCGCGAGUACCGCGCCUUCCACGGCGCGCCGCCCAUGCUGGGCUUCCUCCACAACACGCACCAUGAGAGGUCGUGGGGGAGAGGGAGGAUCAAGCAGCACGAGGAGUACCUGGUCUCCAGCUUCGUCUCCACUGCCUCCUUCCGCCCGCCGGCCUGCCACGAGCGCCGCCACUGGCGCGUCCUCGACUCCCGCCACGGCCUCGUCCUCUUCCACACCCCUAAGAGGGACGAGGACUUCGUCAUCUGUGACCUCGUCACCUACGACCGGUGGAGGAUCGACGCCGCCCCCGAGUGCGCGGAAAUCAUAUGGAGUCAUCAGGAUGAAGACCAUGAUGAUGAUGAUGAUGAUGAUGAGGAGGAGGAGGAGGAGGUUGAGGGAGUAACCUGGAAUGCUGCAGUGAUCUGUGCCAAGGAUGGAUGCAACCACCUCUACUGCCAUGGCGGCCCUUUCCUUGUGGCCCUCGUCGGCUCCGACGAGGAUCAGGGGAUCACCUUUGCAUCCGUAUAUUCAUCAAAGACUGAUGAGUGGAGCGACAUGAUCUCCAUUGAGGAGCCGAAUGCCAUCGAGAUGACUGGGCAAAUUGGUGUUGUUGGAAAUAAGGUCUACUUCCAAUGUGAAUGUACCCAAAAUGUUGUGGAGUACAACAUGGGCGAUGAAGAACUAUCGGUGAUUGAUCCAAUAUUUGAAGACGAUAAUAAGGACAUACCGGCCAUUGGACUCUUGGGGAUGGAGGAUGGCAUGUUGCUGUUCGCCGCCGUGCUGGAGCCUAAACUCUACCUAUGGUCAAUGGAGGCUGGCUCCAACGGAGCUGCGGCAUGGGCACAGCGCAGAGUCAUUGAGCUUGCACCGUUGCUCCCUUCUCGUGCCCUCUUGGAUGUGUCAGUGGUUGGUUUUGCAGAAGGUGUUGGUCUCAUCUUCCUGAAUACAGAGGCUGGGUUGUACACAAUUGAGCUCAACUCAGGCCGAAGCAAGGAGGUACAUAGAGCCACAUCUUGCAAAAGGGUCAUGCCCUACACGAGCUUCUACACUAGAGCUAGAGUUGAAGUUAUUAAGGGACAAAGUGUGCUCCUCUUGUGCUCAUCGGAUCAACUUAUGAAGCUUUGUUUUCUUAUGGCACAGCUUGGGGGCAAAUGCCGACCUCUGACUAAGCUUCCUGUUGGUGCUACUGCUACAUCAGUAUAA
Molecule: messenger RNA, 1362 nt
Organism: Triticum turgidum subsp. durum (durum wheat)
Lineage: Eukaryota; Viridiplantae; Streptophyta; Magnoliopsida; Poales; Poaceae
Source: the annotation of a GenBank genome assembly